Messenger RNA from Chionomys nivalis (European snow vole), 333 nucleotides. RefSeq names its product apoptosis regulatory protein Siva-like. The record is from RefSeq and is a predicted model, not a curated record. Gene Ontology annotation, molecular function: CD27 receptor binding. NCBI's taxonomy places the organism in Eukaryota, Metazoa, Chordata, Mammalia, Rodentia, Cricetidae. The transcript is spliced from 2 exons. The coding region runs from base 1 to 333 and encodes 110 amino acids. Gene Ontology annotation, biological process: extrinsic apoptotic signaling pathway.
AUGCCCAAGCAGAGUUGUCCAUUCAUGGACGCUUCCCCUAUACAGCUCAAGGACCACAUGGGCCGGAGAGAGUUGAGCCACGGUGUGUUUGCCGAACACUACUCUCGCGAGGUCUUUGGUCUGCCUGGGACAGCACCCAUCGCUUGUUUAUCCUGCAUGAGAUCUGUGGAUGGGAAGGCAGUCUGCAGCCAGUGCGACUGGGCCCUGUGUGCACAAUGUAUAUAUACCUGCUGGGGCUGCCAUGCCCUGGCCUGUAUGCUGUGUGGCCUUGCAGACUAUACUGAUGACAGUGAGAAGGCGCUUUGCACCAGCUGUGCUAUGUUUGAAGCCUGA